GGGCCGGCCCCGGCCGCAGGCAGCCCCGAGAGCGGCCCGGCCCCGGCGGGCAGCGCGGCCCGGCCCAGCGGCAGCCCGGAGAUCUGCUGGGCGCUCCCGGACACCAGCCACGUCAGCCAGGAGGACCUGACGAGCCAGGUGGGAGAAGUACUUCUCUAUUACUGUUACUGUGAGGUGAGGGAUCCAGAGAAACUCUGUGCUUGGCAAAAGGCUUUGUGUCAGCAUCUGCAUCUCACUGGCAAGGUACGAGUUGCUUCAGAGGGGAUUAAUGGGACGGUUGGUGGAAGCAAAGUAGCUACCAGUCUCUACAUUAAAGUUAUGCUUUCCCAGCCUCUGUUCAAAAACAUUUUGUGUCAAGAGGAUUUCAAGAGCAGUGCAGGAGGAGCUCACUGUUUCCCAGACCUCAGAGUUGGAGUAUUCAAAGAAAUUGUACCUAUGGGCAUUGAUCCAAAGAUAGUGUCUUAUAAGGAAACUGGAAUCCAUUUAUCCCCUCAGGAAUUUCAUAGAGAAGUAGAACAAUAUUUGUCUCAGGCCACUCAAGGACAAAGCGAUACCAUCUUGCUGGACUGUAGAAACUUCUAUGAAAGUAAAAUAGGACAUUUCCAGGGCUGUCUGGCUCCAGAUAUCAGGAAGUUCAGCUAUUUUCCAAGCUACAUAGAUGAAAACCUAGAGCUUUUUAAAGAUAAGCGUGUCCUGAUGUACUGCACAGGAGGGAUUCGUUGUGAAAGAGGCUCUGCUUACCUCAGGAGCAAGGCAGUGUGCAGAGAGGUUUACCAGCUAAAAGGUGGAAUUCACAAGUACCUAGAAGAGUUUCCAGAUGGAUUCUACAGGGGGAAGCUGUUUGUAUUUGAUGAUCGUUACGCCAUUUGUUCCAAUGAAGAUAUCAUCUCAGCAUGCAGGUACUGUGGGGUGCUGUGGGACCAGUAUAAACUUUGUUCCAGUCAGCACUGCCGGCAGCUUGUCCUGACUUGCCCAAGUUGUUGCAACAAAGGUCUUACAGCUUGCUGUCCUGUUUGUCAAGAGAAGACGCUCAAGGUGACCUCAAGGGCUUCAGGACAGACACUUAAGGAGGAAUGUGAAUGCACAAGGAGGCGGCCAAGGGUACCAAUUGAACGUGUCUCACCAAGGAUGCUGGACACAGGAAAGGAUUAAGCUGUUGCAUUGGUUAAUCUGGCAUAUGCUCAUGUGAAGGGCUUUUGUUACCAGUUCUCUGUCUGUUAAUCAGUUAGGUUUGGAAAUUAUGAAAAUAUGUUGGCUUGGAAAGUCUUGUUCAUAUGCUGCCUUUAAACAUAGAAUAUGCCCUGAAAACCAUCCAUUACUUGCCUGUAAAUUACCAGAGUGCCCAAUCCAUCACCAGCACUACAGGAUUCCUCUCUCUGGGUACAGUCUUGUAGUGUGGCCUUUACCAUGGGGAUUUUGGAGCAGAGUAUCUGCAAUGUGACAGAGCUGCUCACAAUUCAAAAGAAACUGAAGGAAUUAAAGAACAAUUCCAUUUUUUCUCUUCCUGCAUGGAGAUCAACCUAUCUGACCUCUCCAAGGAUCGUGCAUCUGCUUCAAUAGCUUGUAGUGAGGUAUGCAAACAGCAGAUUUAUCAAUUUGAUGUGGGUAUGUAACCAGACUAGAUCCUGAAGAUAUAUUCCGUAUGCACACCAUUAACCUGCAUCUCUUGCUUUGUAUCAGUGAGAAGCAAGGUGAAGUUACCUGAAAUAACUGGCUUAACUUUCCUGUAAAACUGGCUGAAAGCAGCAGGAGGAGCUGGAGCAAAGGCCCAGAGAUACUGUUUGCCCAGCAAUACUUGUGUGACCUGCAGGAUGAACAGCAAACCCAGUCUUCUUUCCAGUGCUCAGUCUCCCUGGGAACUGUUUUUUCUUCUCAGCUUGUCAGUGUAUGAAAUAUGCAGGGCUCAGCUCUGCUUGCACUAAAAAAAAACUGACAGCUUUAAGCAUGUUGGAACAAGGACACAAAGGGGAGCACAGAGAUUGUCAAAAUACCAGUAUCAUGGCACUGUAAGUGAUGCAUGUGUGCAUAAAUGUCAGCAACAGCUAUGAGGAGAAUGCAAGAUCCUUUAUUCAAGUUAAAUAAUUCAAGUUCUGGGGAGCAUUUGUGCUUUUUAAGCAUGAGUUGAGUUUUUUAAAAGCUACAAGAUGUUUAUGCAAUUUCCAGCACUUGUUAGUGUAGAAAUUGUCUUUGAAGGGACCUCCAGCAGAUGAGAUUAAAAUACUGCCCCACGUGCUGUAUUGUGUGCCUGAUGCUGCAGAAUGGUACAGAAAAGAUUUAUUAAUAGUGUGGAAGAUGUGUCUUGACUGAAAAAUGUCUGAAAUUUACUGUCCUUCUGGGAACUAAACGGUAAAUCUUUAGGAUAUCAAAGUCAGUAGGUUUGGAGUUUUUUACUGGCAAAUGCUUUUAAAAGCAAGAAAAUAGAUUCUUAGGGUUCUGCAGUUGCUUAAUGACAGGGCUAUGUUAUUUUCAUUUAGAUUGUACCUUUCUCUCCAUGGUGCUAUUAAUUCGGCAAGGCCUCAUUGUUGGCUUGACUAGGAACUUAAAUACAUGGACAUCGGUUCCAUUAAAGCCAUGACAAACAUUUCUUCUUGCUUCCAGUAUUGCUAUCAUGAAAUCAACAGUUCACCAACUGUCCUCAUGACAAUUCCAUUAAUGAGGCAAAACCCUGGAGCUUAGGUGUCUUUCUAGGAUAGUAUUUAAUAGUAAAUCUCUGAGCGACCCAUCCUUGAGAAGAAAUUAGAAAAUUCCCAUCAGUAGACACCUUUAGCAGAAGUCUGAGCAGUGCCAAUGUUUCCCUGGCUUCCCAGUCCCUGCUGGCUGGUUAACCUCUGUGGUUUUGAGGACUGGAGUAUUUGUGAAGAAACAUGCAGGCUCUACUGCGGGUCUGGUCUAAAGCACUGAUGGGGAGUGCCCCAUGAUCUUCCUGUCUUAGGCUAAAAAGAACACAAUUUUGUAAUUCACUCUAUCAGCAGGUCUGGAACACUGUAAUCAAUUUGUAAUGCUGUUUCUUUAUCACUUAUCAGUACAGGAUGGCAACAGCUAUAUUUUAUAUGUAAAUUUCUGAAACAUCUAUGAUAAAUAACCUUUAGUGCUUCCAUUAUAAUUUUUUAAGUCCUGCACAAAUACACUUAACAUGUUAUGUUGGAGCUGCUUGAUUCUGUAGAGAUAAACACUGAAACCUAGUCUGCCACAUGCCAGACCUGGCUACAAGAUACAGUUCUUCUGAGAGCUCCUCACAGCAGAGAUUCUACCUCAAAGGCAGAGCCAUGAGGCCUCUUCUGGUCCUUGCUGCACUAAGGCAAGGGAGGAGGAGGAUUUGUUAUGUACAGAUAGAAUCCCAUAAAGCCGUGUUCUCUCUGCUGCAGAGAGCAAAGAAGGGGAUAAGAGACAGUGUUAGUCUGUUUCUUGCAAGUCAGCCCGUAAGGGGCUCUCUGUCCUGUUUUCUGGGUUAGUUUGAUCAGAUUAAUACAAAUAAGGAACUUGUCAUGUGAAAAGCUAUGUGGUGGCAUCCAGGCAUCUCAGUGGUAAUGCCUGAGAGAAGGCACAUGGGCUCCAGGAGAGGGAAGAUUUUUCAGCAGGAUGGGCUGUAACUGCCAGAUGCUGCAGUCAGCAGAUGGCUUUUCCUCCCUUUUCCCAGAGAGCUGCUGGGCCAAACAGGAAUACAUUUUCUCCCAAGUAUCACCAUUUUGUAGCUCCACUGCUGCACAGCUUUCACUAUAUGGCCUGAUGCCUUAGCACUACAUCCUACAGCAAAACAGCUCUGUGAGGAUCAGCCAAGGAACCUGGAAUUAUGCCGACAGCUUAAUAUACCUUUGGACUGCAAGGUUAAUAUGGUUGCUGCUAUGGUGAAACACACGACAAAGUUCUUAACUUUUUGUUGUUGUUGUUGCUGUUAAGGGCUGGAGUAGUAUCCAUGGUCUCCCUGGUCUGCAGAUGCAUCUCCUUGCAUGGCUGUGCUUCUUAGUACCACCAGAAUUUUUCAGGAUAAGAUUCAUUUGCAUUCUGAAACCAAGGGAAGAGCUGAGCCUGUGUCAUGCAAAUCUGAGUGGAUGACUCGGCU
This is a messenger RNA of Ficedula albicollis (Collared flycatcher), 4060 nucleotides long. It is a transcript of the gene TSTD2, whose product is annotated as thiosulfate sulfurtransferase (rhodanese)-like domain containing 2. The transcript is spliced from 8 exons. NCBI's taxonomy places the organism in Eukaryota, Metazoa, Chordata, Aves, Passeriformes, Muscicapidae. The record is from RefSeq and is a predicted model, not a curated record. The annotation marks the transcript as partial.